AUGCCUCUAGUUGUUCUGCAGCUGUUGCUGCUAGUCAUCUGUACCGUGGUGAGUGUGACUUUAGCGACUCCGCCUAAUUAUGGAGGUUAUCGCGGUGGGGGUCCCGGCAAUAGUGAGGAAAACUACGGACCCCCCCAACCCUACGAGUUCAGCUACAACGCCGAGGAUGCCGAAAGCUCACAUGGACACAGCCAAAACUUCGAUGGCACCACUGUUCGUGGACACUACAUGAUCCAGAUGGCUGAUGGAACCAUGCGUAGGGUGGAGUAUCACGCCGAUGAAAGUGGUUUUCACGCGAAAGUUGUUACGAAUGAGCUUGGCACCGAAUCGGGAAACCCGGCCGACGUCAUCUUCGAAUCGUCGGCUCUUACUGGCGAAGAGGCCGCGCGCCAAUAUGCCCCUGAAGCAGGUGGCAAACGUAGAAAGGCUGCUGGUGGCGAUAGCGGUAGCUGGAAUUAAGCAUCCGUUACGACCUACCUGUCGUUACAAGUAAUGCGAUGGCAAUAACGUUGCGUAAACAACUGCCAUGUCAGGCGCGCACUCAUUAUUACAGUGUACAAUAGUCUUCCCUGUCUUUGAGUUUGCCCCUGUUACCUUGCAGUUGUCAUGGUGCAUUAUUUAUUGGUGAGGCAUCAUUCGCUUUACAAACGUCGGAUCUUUUCUUUCGAUACUGCGACCUACUACCCUACGUUCAGUGUAUACACAACGUCAUAUGGCGUUAGUUUCUAACUCUAGUCUUAUAUAAUAGAGUUCUAAUAUCAUCAGACGUAUGCGCGGGAAAGGUGGCUGCGUAUUUAUUUUAAUAGUCCUUAAAUGGGUGGCCUAAUGCUAGAAUUCGUCCAGGCAGAAACAUGUGGCAGGUUUAUAGCUAUUUAGGUUAGCAAAACGGCUGUUUACCGCAUUGCCUUACGUUUGUAAGUUUGAAGCUGUAAUAAUGUAAUAGCGAAGAAGAAUAAACUCACAGGUACGUAGAGUUA
This is a messenger RNA of Varroa destructor (honeybee mite), 977 nucleotides long. RefSeq lists its product as uncharacterized. Gene Ontology annotation, cellular component: extracellular matrix. The record is from RefSeq and is a predicted model, not a curated record. NCBI's taxonomy places the organism in Eukaryota, Metazoa, Arthropoda, Arachnida, Mesostigmata, Varroidae.